Molecule: messenger RNA, 1054 nt
Organism: Galleria mellonella (greater wax moth)
Lineage: Eukaryota; Metazoa; Arthropoda; Insecta; Lepidoptera; Pyralidae
Exons: 4
Coding region: 339-686 (115 amino acids)
Source: RefSeq, a predicted model, not a curated record
UUGUAGUUAAACGAGAAGGUUUGCUUAACUGAAGUGAUCUGGCUGGUUGUGGAUAUGACAGUAAGAAACGCGCCGCCAAGCGCUGCGCUUGCGCCAUACAAAAGUGACGGGGCGCAAAUAUAGCUCGUACUAGACAAACUAACCAUACGGCGACGUAAUAACAACAAAUUUUUUUACACAUUUAUUAGUGAAUAGAAGAAAGAUAAUGUGAAUGUUAUUAAUAUAUAUGCGUAUAUCAUAAAGUGUUGUAAAACCUCCGGAUCUUUGUUAUCACCUGUUCAAAAGAAGUUCGUGGAAACGGUUUGUAGAAAUCCUGAAGCCGUUAGGAUUACAGAUUAAUGGAUUUUACUGAUAAGAAUACUAGUUUGCAAGGAGAAAUGGAAUCGACAAUAGACCCGGGUAUAUCGAUAUCAAUGAUUGAGGAGGAGGUGCCCACGCUCACUGCGGCCACCAUUGUUGGGGUGACGGUUGUCGUGUUGGUCAUCAUUGCCGUCGUUUUUCUGCUCGGCGUCUUGAUUGAUUGUCGCCAGCAAAGAUUAUUAGAAAAAAGGAUGGGAGAAGUGAAACGGAGUAAGAGUCACAGGCGGAUCAACACCAGAGAAGGUGACCACGAGAAUAUAGCCAAUAAUAUGGAGGAGACUGGCAUGAGUGUUGCACCUGCGGAAAUACUACGACAUAUACCAUAAUAGCAAUACUGAUCUUAGAGUCAAGUUACUGAAGACAAGUUUGAAAAAACGGGAUAUAACUCAAGUUGUGUAUUCUCUUAACUUUACUAUUUAAAAGCAUCAGGUUUAAGCAAUUGUGCCAAAUAGUGCUAUUAAUAUUUACGAGUACUUUAUCAAACUUUUUAAAGUUUAAAGUUUGUAUUAUUAUAAUCAUUCCCGUAAUUAUUUGAAAUUAAUUUCAUUUUACUGUAUAAAUUUAGGUCAUAUUUUGUUUUUUACCUGUAUCUGUUUGUUUGUGCUCAUUUAGUACUUAAAUAAUGUAUAUAAUAUGUAUUAGGGCGUAAUUAAUAUGAAAUGUAUUAUAAAAUUAAAGGUAAUUGUAUAUUUGA